Sodiomyces alkalinus F11 is the source of this 894-nucleotide messenger RNA. RefSeq names its product cyclin-domain-containing protein. The record is from RefSeq and is a predicted model, not a curated record. NCBI's taxonomy places the organism in Eukaryota, Fungi, Ascomycota, Sordariomycetes, Glomerellales, Plectosphaerellaceae. Gene Ontology annotation, biological process: regulation of cyclin-dependent protein serine/threonine kinase activity. The annotation marks the transcript as partial. Gene Ontology annotation, molecular function: protein kinase binding; cyclin-dependent protein serine/threonine kinase regulator activity. The transcript has a single exon. Gene Ontology annotation, cellular component: nucleus; cyclin-dependent protein kinase holoenzyme complex.
CCUCCGCCGACCCCAUCAUCCGACCCCAGUCUCGUGAGCUUCGCAGCCAUGCUGCCCGAGUCUGUGUCCAAAGGGCCGUAUGAAGAGGUAUGGCGCAUGGCCCCACGCACGGCCAUGAAGAUCCUCGCGAUUAGUAUCGAAGCGCUCGUCCACUCGACCGGCGACAUCCCUUCGACCGCGCCGUCUACCGCCGUGACGACGCACCACCUGCGGGGAAUGCAGUGGGAGAAAGAUAAUAUCAAGCGGUCCAAUUCGGAAAGGGAACUCGCCCUCAUGCGGGAACGGGCCGAGGCCCAAGCCAAAGCCGAAGCAGAAGCUGCCGCCGCUAUGGCUCCGGAUGUACCCUUAAGGCGGACCCCCUCCCACGACUUGUCCUUGACGCCCGGGCCCAUAGACGGCAUCCGACUCCGCUCCACCUCCACCUCCACCUUCGCCCACCACCCGCCGCCAAGCUCAAGCUCAAGCUCAUCCGAACCCAAAAUCGUCUGGGCCAACACCGAGCCGCACAAGGAACAGCACAACGCCAUCACCCGCAAGUUCUACUGCCGCAAACCCCCGCCCAUUACCGUCACCGACUACCUGGAGCGCCUGCACUCCUACUGCCCCACGAGCACGGCCGUCUACCUGGCCACGAGCCUCUACAUCUACCGCCUGGCCGUCGACGAGCGCGUCAUCCACGUCACGCCGCGCACCGUGCACCGCCUCGUCCUCGGCGCGCUGCGCGUCACCAUGAAGGCGCUCGAGGACCAGCGGUACGGCCACCGUAAGAUGGCGCGCGUGGGCGGUGUGGGCGAGCCAGAGCUUGCGCGGCUGGAGAUUGGGUUUUGCUUCCUUACUAACUUUGAGCUUUUCUUGCGUGAUGCCGACUUGGCCGCCCAUCUUGAGGUGUUGCGG